ACUGCCCUACAGUUGUUAAAAUAAAAGCCGCCAAAAAAAAGAUCGAAAAAGAAAAAAUGCCAAAAAAGAACCGCCAAAAAGGAAGAAUCGCCCCCAAAAAAAGAAUAACCCAAAAAAAGAGACGUCAGAAAAAAAAAGCCGCCAGAAAAGAACCACCAGAAAGGAACCGCCGUGCCAAAAAAGAACCGCCAAAAAGAAGGAUCGCCCCAAAAAAAGAAUCGCCCAAAAAAAGAGCCGAACCGCCGAAAAAAAAGGACCACCGAAAAGAACCGCAAAAAAAAAGAUUUAACCGAAGAAUUGUAACUGAGAAACUUCAAUAUAGCUUUAGACAGAAAUGUUUACCUAAGGUUAUUUUAAGUGAAGAAACGUCCGAUUCUUCAUCCGAAGAGUCUGUGUCAUAUAUGA
Molecule: messenger RNA, 405 nt
Organism: Racocetra fulgida
Lineage: Eukaryota; Fungi; Glomeromycota; Glomeromycetes; Diversisporales; Gigasporaceae
Source: the annotation of a GenBank genome assembly